UCACACAAAAUAUUCACUCUACUCCAUUAAUCUUAAACUUGCAAAUAUAGAAACUUAAGAAGAUGGCAGCUUUAGUAGUUGAGGGAGACAGAUAUCGUUCUCUCCUACAUGGAGAAGAAGAGAAGAAUACCAAAUGGAGAUUUGGUACCCUUCCUAACUACAAUACUGUCAACAAACUCUUUGAAGAAGGCAGAACUAAGGUAUGGCCUGCUGGAUCACUUGAAGAAAAGGUGCAGAACCUUGCCAAGUCAUGGGAAAUGGAAAUGAUCCAUAAGACUCGUAUUGAAGACUUCAAGACAAUUGAUACAAACAAGUUUACUUUCAGCCUCAAUGGAAGGAAAGCUCAAACUAUUGAAGAAAUAAGUAAGCUUGAUGGAGGGUAUGGCCUAAAUUGGCAAACUUCCCUGCCAAAGGAGUUAAGGGUGUACAACCCAAUUGAUGAUGAAACUGCAGCUUCAUAUAUGAAGACUUUCUCAACAACAUUCCCAAGAGGAUUUGCUAUGGAGGUUCUCCAAGUUUAUAGUGGCCCUCCAGUUAUUGCUUACAAGUUCAGGCACUGGGGUUUCAUGGACGGUCCUUUUAGAGGGCAUGCCGCUACUGGGGAGAUGGUAGAGCUCUUUGGCAUGGCCAUGUUUGAGGUGGAUGAAGAUAUGAAAAUUGUGAAGGUGGAGUUCUUUUACGAUCGUGGAGAAUUGCUUGCUGGUCUCCUCAAAGGUGCGAAAAUAGAUGGAUCAUAUUCAUCUAAAGAAGCAGCAGCACCCUUAAGCUGCCCUGUUCUCAGGAACAAUUAAUAAUGGCUGGCUGAUAUUGCCAUGCCAACUUUCAUAGUACAAAAAUAAAUAAAGGAAAUCUCAACUUAACUGUGCUCAAGGCAUGUGUUAAAGUGAAUUUUAUGAUCCACAAUCUUACAAGAAGAUACAAUUUACAGUGGAUGACGUGUUAAAAGCUGUAAAGUUUUAUCCUUUUGUAAACUUGUGAUACUACAUAAUUCCUUUAAUAUGUGUUUAGAGAACAUAUGUUAAGAGAACCUGUAAAAUAAUAAAAUGUUUAAUUAAUCCUAAUAAGAUA
Molecule: messenger RNA, 1068 nt
Organism: Pistacia vera
Lineage: Eukaryota; Viridiplantae; Streptophyta; Magnoliopsida; Sapindales; Anacardiaceae
Product: pathogen-related protein-like
Exons: 4
Coding region: 63-791 (242 amino acids)
Source: RefSeq, a predicted model, not a curated record